UCUUCCGCCAAACUACUGUUCUUGCAUUUCAUCGAACACUUCAGACACCCUGGGCUCUCUGCUCCGAAACACACCACUCUCCUUGGCCACCACGGCCACCGCCCGAUGGAACGCCGCCAUCCGGCGUCGCCUCGAUUCCGGCCUCCCCACGGAGGCCGUCUCCGCCUUCGCCGCCAUGCUGCGGACCGGCGCCCGCCCCGACCCCUUCACGCUCCCGCUGCUCAACCGUGCUGCGGCGUCGCUCCCCCGCUUCGUCGGCGCCGCCCACUGCUUCGGCAUCCGGACCGGCUUCUGCGGAAACAUAUACUUCUGCAACACGCUGCUGGAGGCCUACACGCGGUACGGGUUGGUGGCGCCCGCACGCCAGGUGUUCGACGAAAUGCUCGAGCGGGACGUAGUUUCUUGGACCACGCUGGCGUCCGCAUAUGCUGGCGCCGGGGAGCCGCGGGAGGUAUCCCAGCUGGUGACGGCGAUGAGGACCAGCGGUGGCUGCGAGCCCAGUGCAGUCACGCUUUCUGUGGUGCUCCGGGUAUGCACGGCCCUAAGGGACACUGCCGGCGGUAGGCAGCUGCACUGCUACGCCGUGAAGAGCGCGUGGGCAGGUGAUUUCCUAGUUUUCAACUCAAUGUUGACGCACUAUAGCCGGACUGCCAGCUUGGAGGACGCAGCUAUGCUGUUCGAGCAGUCCCAGAGAAGAGACAUGGUUUCGUGGAACAUUAUAAUCUCAGUGUAUUCUUCAGAGGGGAAUGUUUCUAAAGUCGCUGAUAUGUAUGAAAGGAUGAGGGCAGAGGAAGUGUAUCCAAGCUGUGAGACAUUAACUUCCGUUGUUGCUGCAUUCACCAAGCACAGGUUUCUUCUGCAAGGCAAGAAGCUGCAUUCCUUUGCAGUUAGAAGUGGGCUCAUGGACACAAUCUUGGUAGCAUCGUUUGUGGACUUCUAUGCGAAAUGUGGUGAGUUACUGUCAUCAGUUCAGUUGUUUGAGGAAUUCAGGGGGGCAAGCAGCUGCCUAUGGUCAGCCAUGCUCUGGGCCUUUAUCCACCAUGGAAUGUUCAUAGACGCAAUCCGUCUGUUUGAGAGAAUGAUGGACUAUUUCUGCGUUCCCAGUGCUGAUAUGCUGCGAGGACUCAUAAUCUGUUGCACUGAAAUAGGUGCUUUAAAGUGCGGUAAAGCAACUCAUGGAUACGUCAUAAGAAACAACUAUGCUGCAGAAUCUAAGAGUAGUUCCUUGGAGACAUCCAUUGUUAUGCUCUAUGCUAAAUGUGGGUGCAUUCUUCUGGCAGAAAGGUGCUUCAGCAGAAUCCUUUAUAAAGAUCUAGUCUCAUGGAGUUCAAUGAUUGAAGCAUUCACAAUCCAUGGUCAUAGUAAGGAAGCUCUCACAAUGUUUAAUCGGAUGCUGGAAGAAGGAAUAAAGCCAAAUGGAGUGACCUUCCUGAGCUUGCUGUCAGCUUGUAGUCAUUCAGGUCUUGUAACUGAAGCUCGCGAAUUGUUCGAUUGCAUGACAAAAACCUUCAGACUUGCACCCGAUCUAGGACACUAUACCUCUAUGGUAGAUGUUCUUGGCCGCUCAGGUAAUCUAGAGGAGGCUCUACAAGUGAUCAGUGACAUGAAAGUUAAUCCGGAUGGAAGAAUAUGGGGUGCUCUCCUUGCAUCAUGCAGGAUGCACUCAAACUCUAAGCUUGCAUGUUUUGCUGCUCAGAAACUUGUGGAAUUGGAACCGGAUAAUGUUGGCUAUCAUGUGGUGUUCAGUAAUGUCCAUGCUGGAGGUGGUAGAUGGGCUGAAGUGGAGGACAUUAGAAGCUCCAUGAUAGGAAUGAACAUGGAGAAAUCCCCUGCUUGGAGCUGUCUUUCUAGCAUUGGUGUUCCUUGAUACAUAAUUUUCAGCACUGCAUCAAUGGUAUUUCUCUUGAAAAAUCCAUGCCGUUUUGGCGAAAGGAGGACCAAACAUUUAUUCAAUUCAGCAUUGCAUGGAUGUUUUGCUCACAGGCUGGACAAGCAACAGGCUGUAACAUAUUAGCAGUGUGUUGAUGUCUUAAUUUCUUGGAAUGUGAGAUACUUCUUAUGCAUUGCAAGAUGAUAGAUUCAUCAUCAGAAUUCAGAAGGGAUUAAGUGUGCAUAUCUUAUCAAGAGAUUAAGGUAUCUAAGCAUUCUUCUGUACACUUGUAUAGGACUGGUAAGCUUUCUGUUCAUCAUUUUGUAAUGUCCAGUGCAAAGAAACUUCACUUUGCAACCAUAGUAUUAUAAAGUGAUACUUUUGUGUCAAUUCACCUGUUUAGAAGGGCAGGAUUUGCAUGAUACUAGUAGAACUUUCGAUUGUAUGAAAAUGAAGUAAACUCUCGACAUUGGAAUCCAAUGUUUUCUGUAACUUCCAAGAUUUAUUGAUGAGCAAAUAUAAGUUUUCUAAUAAUGUACAUGUUACAGGUAGCAUAAUUAAGCUUUCUAUUUUCUGUAUGCAAUCUCAAUUUACUAAUUUUGCCGAUUCUUGUCCUUCAAUAUGCCCAUAAAUUUAUUUUUGUUAUGUCAAACUGUACAAUUAUUUUGCAUCAUGAAUGGAGAAAUUUAACUUUUCAGUCGCAUUUACUUGCUGCAAUUGCAUAUAGUAUAACUACAUUGUCAGAUAUUUACAUUUACUUGUUUGAAUACAUGUUUAAGUGUGGUUCAUGAACAAAAUGAUUGCAAUGAAUAAGUACCAGAUUCAAUUUUUCCUGUGCACACACUAUUGACUGUGGAAAAUACAUUAUCAUUUUAGAGUUAUUGUUUUUGUAUUUGUUCGAUAUGACGUUGUGAAUGUGAGAGGUACUGUUCAGAGUCCAGUUAGUGUUAAACUGUUAAUCUUAGAAGCAUUGGAAGUUUUAUGAAGGUUAUAAUAUAUGCUCCCUCCAUUUCUAAAUAUAUGGCAUUUAGGAAAAAUUAAUUAGUUCAAAAAAUGAACUAAUUAGCUUGUCCGAAGUGGUCAUAUAUUUGAAAAUAGAGGCAAUAUUUCUACAGGCACAGCAGGUGCCACCAUUAUGAACACUCAUUGUGCAAUUUUAGUGUAAGAAAGCUAUGAAUUUAUUACAAUUUACAGCUGAAUGAUACUUCUCUUGGGGAAAAGAGUAUUGGAAACUCUGCUCUUCAAAGAUCAAUUUACGAAAUUAUCUGAGCACUGUUGCGGUACUUUUGGGAUAUACAUUUAAGUAUACACAAUUGGGAUGUCAUACAUUUUGAAGCAAAGUCUCAAACAAUGCUUCACACUUGAGUGCACAUCUCACGAUUUUAUUUAUCUUUCUUAGCGACUAUAGUGCACUUCCAAUGGAAUAUUUGGUCAUGAUAUGUAGAAAAUCACACAUUGGAUGGAUGGAUAAGUAUUGAUGAUUUUCAGAGUACAACAUCCUUCAUUUAGCUAUGAGGAAAACAUCCUUCUCAUUUGGAGAUAAGAAAGGUUAUACUGUUUGUUUUCCAGAGGUCUAAAUGCUAAACAGGCAGAAAAACAAUCAAGUUCUAAAAGACAAACUCUACAAUAUUCCAACUCAAGUAGUCGAUAAUUAGCAUACGGAGGUACAGUUGUAUGAAGCACCUGUCACCAAUGAAACAAUCUUCUCAGAGGUAUGGCUGUCAGAGUAGUAAAUCAGGGUCAGGGUGAUGAACCAACCAGCCUUGCUGGUGCUCAAUGAGUUAGGCCAUGGUACAGGCUUCCAUGCAAAAUCAAAAGGCAGAGUCUAGUAGGAUCAAUGGCCAUCAGUGUAACCAUCCAAAAGCACAGCAACCAUGCAAGAUCAAAUGAGGGAUUGACAACCAUGGAAUGGCAUGUUAAUAUGUUUGUGAGAAAGGCAGUGGAACUGGGAGAUGUAAUAGUCUGAAAAGAUUUGAAUCAGUGGAAUUUUCAAGUCAAUGAAGAGUGGUCAGUUCAAAAAUGUCUGUUUACUUGAGAAGUCAUUCUCUUGGUUAACAUGGGAACUAAAAUGUUGGUUAUCAUUGGAUGGCUGUGUUUAGUAACAGGAAUUAUCGGAUGGUUAAAAAUAUUGAUCACGUGGCUCAACCAUUCGUCUUCCAUUGUCUUCAAUAAUAUAGAGCAGAUUGAUGUGGUCUUCUGAUUUUUUUUUCCAGACAAAUUGAUCAGAACGACAGAAGAGAAGCCAGAGCAGAGAGGAGAUCCCAAUUCCAAUGCAUUUGCAUGCUUCGGUGCAUUAUUUUGUGCACACUGCAGUACGCCCUAGUCUGUGAAAGCAAGUGAACACUUAGGCUUUCAACUCCAAAUUUUAGAGGUUGAACUAAUACUGUGAAUUGUAACUGUCAAAUUUGGGAAAAUCUACUCAAACUAUCAUCUUUGUUAUUAAUGUUACUAAUAUUAAUUGCAAAGAGGUCAUACUUUCUUUUGUUUUUAA
This is a messenger RNA of Setaria italica (foxtail millet), 4361 nucleotides long. RefSeq names its product pentatricopeptide repeat-containing protein At4g33990-like. NCBI's taxonomy places the organism in Eukaryota, Viridiplantae, Streptophyta, Magnoliopsida, Poales, Poaceae. Bases 176 to 1867 code for a protein of 563 amino acids. Gene Ontology annotation, biological process: RNA modification. The transcript has 2 exons. Gene Ontology annotation, molecular function: protein binding; RNA binding. The record is from RefSeq and is a predicted model, not a curated record.